CGAGCCAGUUCCUACUCGCCAUUACUCGAGCGUCUUGUGUUGCUCAGUACAGACAUUCUUCUGCUCGGUUUCCGGCUCAUAUCCACCUCAUUGGCCAUUACCUCAGGAUCCUCCAAUCUCCCUUGUACAACUACUAUGGCAGCAGUUCGAACUGCAGGCCCUGGUACAUGUUCUGCCCAGGAGCAUCAGCUCGAGGCGUCCGAGCGUCGUUCUUAUCUCAAUUCCGUUGCUGAACAGUUGGUUACUCAGCUUGUCCGGCUUCUUUCUUUGGACUCCAUCAAAGCUAUCCAGGCCUUCUCCAGCUCUUGCUCUUCUCAACUUCCAAUCUCCGGCAGUCCUUUGCCUUCCUCCUCCUCUUCUGGUUUGGGUACAGACCAGCCUGAAAUAUGGGCUGUACCUAUCGUAUGUCUACAUCGAUUGCUCCAGCUUGAGUCCAGACUGAGCACCAAACUCUCGACCGACCAAGCUGCGGACCCUUCGAAUGCUUCGCGAUUCAGCUUGACGGCGAUGCAGGUCGCUCGAUCUGCUGAUCACAUCCGCUUCAGGUUCCCCAACAUCCCCUUUACCUUGUUGCCCUCCGUUGAUUCAAGACCGCAUUUGUACACUUGA
Messenger RNA from Protopolystoma xenopodis, 609 nucleotides. The record is from the annotation of a GenBank genome assembly. Lineage: Eukaryota; Metazoa; Platyhelminthes; Monogenea; Polystomatidea; Polystomatidae.